CAUUUUAACCUCCUUAUGGGGUUUUAUUUUUACCGUUUUGGAGCCCCCCAUUUGUUUGUAAUUAGGGUUACGUCACUGGGUUAAAAGAUGGACGACGUGUCAUUGUGAGUACCAAAUAAAAAACAAUUCUGGUACCAAACUAGUGAACAAUGGGCGACGUAUCGACGACAAAGUCCACCCUGGCGCAAAACGAGCCUGCCAUGAAAGGUUGGUUGUUCAAAUGGACCAACUAUUUGAAAGGUUACCAACGUCGAUGGUUCGUUCUCCAAAAUGGACAUCUGUCAUACUACAGGGCCGAGAAUAACGGAGGGGUCCCCACUCUGUCAAUUCGGAGACGUAGAAGGUUCAAGGGGAAUCAAGCCGAGAUGGCGCACACAUGUCGCGGGAGUAUUUCCCUUCACGGAGCCCUGAUUUACACAGUGGACGCGUGCACUUUCGUCAUCUCAAAUGGGGGCACACAGACCUUCCACAUCCGGGCCGCUUCCGAAGUGGAGCGUCAAUCGUGGGUCACAGCCCUCGAGCUUGCCAAAGCUAAAGCCAUUUUCAGACGCAGCAUGGAGUCGGAAGACGAUGAAGAGGAGACUGAUGAGGGGUCCGGCAGCCCCGAAGACUGGUCAAGCGUUGUGCGCAAGUUGGAGGCUCAACUGAACGACAUCCAGACGUGCAGUGACCUCAUUCAGAGGCACUGGAAGUCGUUAGUUAAGCCUCUGACUGAGAUGGAGACUAAUCUGGAUCCUGAUGGGGUCCAAGCCAAGUCAAAGGAGGUCGGUGAGAGGGCCACUCUCUUCCGUAUCAGCACAAACGCGAUGAUUAACGCCUGUGGGGAGUAUUUAAAGACAGCCCAGACUCAUGGACAUAAGUGGAUCAGGCUUUUGCAACACGAAAGAGAACAAAGGCAAAGACUGCAAGAAAUGGUGGAGACUCUAGCUCAACAACAUUCUAAAUUGGAGCAGGCGGCUAACGCCCACACGAAUCGGCCCACAGUGAAUCCAAGCGAUGGGGAAGAGGAGGACGAGAAUGAGUUUUACGACGCUGUAGCUGAUAGUACUGGGGGUGUUUCCGACGGGCAUUUUACAUUAGAUAUACCCACCGGGACAGGACAUAGGAGGAACAGUUCUGACAGUUCGAGUGAACCAGAUGAAACGACUGAAACUAAACAAGUGGUGGUGGUCACUGGUAAAUCGACAAAUUUAGCGCGUAAAGUCCAACAGAGCGAGAGCCACAUCGCCACAAUUUCCACCAGUAAAAGACAGAGGCGGACUCGCGUCCCGGACAAGCCUCACUAUCCUCUCAAUCUAUGGAGCAUAAUGAAAAAUUGUAUAGGAAAAGACUUGUCGAAAAUUCCGAUGCCUGUUAAUUUCAGUGAACCUUUAUCAAUGCUUCAACGUCUCACCGAAGAUUACGAAUAUGCUGACACUCUCGAUGUAGCUGCAAAAUGCACCGAUCCAUGUGAACAAUUGGCUUAUGUUGCCGCCUUCACCAUCUCCUCUUAUUCGACGACGAGUUCGCGAAUUGGUAAACCGUUCAAUCCGCUUUUGGGGGAGACGUACGAAUGCGAUAGAACAGACGAUCUGGGUUGGAGGGCGUUCAACGAACAAGUAUCGCAUCAUCCGCCAAUGGUGGCACAGUUUUGCGAAGGCAGGGAGUGGAAAUGUUGGCAGGAGUUUACGAUGACAUCGAAAUUUAGGGGGAAAUAUCUACAGGUGAUACCGUUGGGGACGGCACAAGUCGAAUUCAAUAAUGGAAAUAAAUAUUCGUGGAGAAAAGUCACAACAACGGUACAUAAUAUCAUCGUGGGGAAAUUGUGGGUGGAUCAGCACGGUGAUAUGGAGAUUACUGGGAAGGGGGCUGCGGCCGGGAUCAAGUGUCAUUUGAAGUACAUACCGUAUUCGUAUUUCACGAGGGAUACGCAGAGGAGGGUUAAGGGGGUGGUGAUGGACAUUGGGGGGAAUGUCAAGUGGAUCAUUAACGGUACGUGGGACAACCAGAUUGAGAUAGCCCCCGUGACGGGUAAUACGGGGAGUUCUAGCAACCCGGUGUACGAGACGGGGCCAUCGGUGGUUGCUUGGAAGCGUCGCAUGCCGUCCCCCGAUGCUGAUAAAUACUACGGUUUUACGAUUCUCGCUGCUCAAUUGAAUGAACCGGAGGAGGGCGUAGCUCCUACCGAUUCGAGACUGCGACCCGAUCAAAGACUAAUGGAAGAGGGGCGUUGGGAUGAGGCAAAUACCGAAAAAGUGAGACUCGAGGAGAAGCAAAGGGCGACGAGGAGGAAGCGUGAAGCUGAGGCUGAGAAAGCAGCAGCAGAAGGGAGGCCCUAUGAGCAAUACAAGCCGGUUUGGUUUGAACAAGUCACAGAUGAGAAUGGGGUUGCUCUUCAUGUUUAUAAAGGAGAUUAUUGGGUGUGCAAGGAGAGGCAAGAGUGGGAUCGGUGUCCUGACAUAUUCUAGUAAUAAAUGAAGCUUGAUUAUUAAAGUAAUUUAUUUAAACCGAGGCUGAGGUUUUUCCCGGGUACGGUAUUUUAAUUUUUAUGCUACAAGUCAAUGUUGGAAACAAUCAUAUAUCCUUCUUGUAUAUAUUCGUUGUAUUUUUAGCCUGUUUUAGAACGUGGAACAAGAGAAUUUACUCAGUUUUUGUAUAAAGUCACACUUUCCGCAAUUAUGUGAUACCAGAGAAAUGUAAAUAAAAUUACAUUGUUGUGUGUAAUGGUUUUGAGACUAAGGAACAUUAGAUUGUUGUAUAUAUUGUAUCAAUGCUUUGGCCGAUGUAGGAUUCAAUAAAUUUUCUAAUACA
Molecule: messenger RNA, 2790 nt
Organism: Tribolium madens (black flour beetle)
Lineage: Eukaryota; Metazoa; Arthropoda; Insecta; Coleoptera; Tenebrionidae
Gene: Osbp
Product: oxysterol-binding protein 1
Exons: 9
Coding region: 150-2447 (765 amino acids)
Cellular component (GO): intracellular membrane-bounded organelle; cytosol; membrane
Molecular function (GO): sterol binding
Source: RefSeq, a predicted model, not a curated record